This is a messenger RNA of Triticum dicoccoides, 1706 nucleotides long. RefSeq lists its product as uncharacterized. The record is from RefSeq and is a predicted model, not a curated record. NCBI's taxonomy places the organism in Eukaryota, Viridiplantae, Streptophyta, Magnoliopsida, Poales, Poaceae. Bases 783 to 1706 code for a protein of 307 amino acids. The transcript is spliced from 13 exons.
GUUCCCCCAGGAAGAGCGCCCACCUUACCUAAAAAAAAGAGAGGAAGAACGACCACCGCCACCGAUGGCGAGAUCCGCUGCGCCGACGGUGAGAUUCGCCGCCGCGCGGACCUCGACCUCGGGCGCGCCUGCCUCUACCUCGUCCGCGCGGACUGCUACCUCCGCCGCGCCUGCCUCGACCUCGUCCACGCCUUCCUCGACCUACGCGGCGACGACGACAACGAGCACGAUCUCCUCCCCGUCUACCUCGACCUCCACCUCGACGACAUCCGGCUCCGCCUCGUCUCCAAGCGCAGGUUUGGACGCGGCUCGCAUCUUCAACCUGGUAGUCCGGCAGCGCCCCUUCGAAUUGUUGGAGUACAUCGACGGGUUGCCUGGUUCUUUUGGAGACCCCCAGUGUCAGGAGAUCCGACUCGUGGGGAGGGCUCUUCUUCCAGAGGAGAGCACGAGAGACCCUAAUCCUCCAGAAGCAUACCUGAGGGCUCGUCUGAAUAACUAUCCAUUCCCGGACAAGGCCUCUGGCAUUGAGUACUUGGCCCGGCUUGCUUGGUCUAACGCAACAAAUUGCAGGUUGCGUGUGCCGCAGAUCUCUUACUGUUCAACUUCUUCAGAAGCAGAUUUACUGGGCAAUUUUCCUUAUUAUUGUGGUUUAUUGGAGAUUUCUAUCUAUCUGUACUGGAGCAAAUAUAUCUCCUUGAAUAUCGGAAGUGGCAAAUAUAUACUACACAAGACAUGUGUUACGAGGAAGGAAUUAUAGACUAUAUAUAUGUAUAUACAAGACUAUGUGCGUCAAGAUAAUAUCACAAGGAUAUAUAUUUUUCUUCACUAUGUUUAUAGAAGAUCAUAUUUCUGUGCUCAAAAGGGUUCCAGUACAGUCUCUGUCAGAAUCAAUGAAUCGUGCAAAGGAUGCUAAUGCUUCUGCCACAAGGACUCCGACAAGAUAUUCUAGGCAGAUGAAUGAGUUUGAUCAGAAAUCAAGCGGCUCAAGGAACUCUGGAAACUUUUCAGUAGCGCAACAAAAGUGGGAUUCCAAGGGCGACCUCAGGUCCGAUGCAAAAACAAAAACGAGCUCAAGUAUUCCUUCGAAAUUUCCUGAAGAAGGAAGGAGCUCUGAGUCAUCACUGUCAUCUCUCGCGCAACAUCAAGGCUGUCACUCGCAAGAUAAGGGACACAAGUCGCUUUUAUACAAUUGCCCUUGGUCGACGUUUCUCGUACCUGCAGGUUGUAGGUUCCCUGCAAUAUCAGCAGCCAGCCCAUUCCUCCGGGUGUACAGUCCAGCUGUCCCCGCCCAAAAAGAGGCACAAAUAAAGCAGCAAUUCAUAGCGAUGCUUGCGAUGUCACCUGAAUGGUGGCGUCGUUUGCUGCAACAUGGUGCCCUACCCGACCGUGACCCUGAAGCGGCAACGAGGGCUCUCAUGAGCCCGCACAUCUCCCGUGACAGGCCACUGGUAGAGGUCAAGCACCUCUGUGAGAAUUGUGCUAACUGCUGUCUCGCCCAUGCUUACCUAAGCAAGCACGGGCCCUGUGUGAAGCGUGGUGCGAUUGGUCUACUCCCUGAGGCCCGAGACACAGUGAUGCAGAGGCUGCUGGUUCAUGAGGACGAGACCCUCUACUGCAUCGAGGAGUGCACACUGCUUGUUGAGCCAGAGUUCAGAGGCAAGGUGAUGAAACGUGAUGGUUUCAGGAUGAGGACUGAUGAUACGUAG